AAAAACCUGCACAACGCACUUUCACUUUCAUCUUCUUAACGCAGCCGGCAGCCACGCACACAGUCCCUCCGGCCGCAACGUCCAGCCUGCCGUCCCGGACUAGUGACAGGGAAAAGUGCGUUUCACCAAGUACCGCUACAAAAGCACCACGGUAAUUGCGAAAGGUGGUGAGAUCUGGAUGGACAAGGUAGUGGAGGCAGUGGAGAAGGUGAAGAAGGACUGGGACGAAGCGUAUAGUCGGACCCAAGAGCAUAUUAAGGCGAUCGAAGAGUACGGGAAAUCCAGGGAGGAGAGGAAUUCACUGCCGAGAUUGAACGGGCUCGCGCAGGACGGCUUGGCUUUUCUCUCUGCGCUCCAAUUCAAUCUCGAUCUUCUUGCGCCACAGUUGCCCUCCGAUCAUGAAGUCCAAUCAGCAACGGCUUUGCUCCACUCUUGGAAGAACCAAUCCCAUAAUUUGCGAUUGAGUCUGAGGAAUGCCAAUUUGCAGGCAAAGGCUAACAUGAGGAAAGCUGCUCAAGAAGAGAGAGAACUACUUUUGGGUGGAGGUGAAGAGUCCACAAUUCGCAGGCGCAACUUGCAGACAAAAGCUGGAAUGACAUCUGCUGCUGAAAGCAUCACUGACAGCCUUCGCCGUACUCGCCAAUUGAUGGUUCAGGAGGUGGAAAGAAGUGCUGGCACACUUGUGGCUGUCGAGGAAUCAACAGGAGUGUUAAAGAAGUCUGAAAGUGAAUAUAAAGGGCACCGCUCAUUGUUGAUGCGAACCCGAAACCUACUCUCCACAAUGAAACGUCAAGAUGUCUUGGACAAGUUGAUACUUGCAGUUGGAGUAUUCUUGUUCUCAUGUGCUGUUCUUUAUGUUGUCUCAAAGCGCAUUGGAAUACUGAAGUUGCAGAGAACGGUUACUGCCGCCAUAAAGGCUGGUUUGGUGGGACAAGCAGAGAUCGGACGCAGGCCUGUUGCAGAUGGUGUAAAUCUUGGCCAGGUCCAUGAAGAUGCAGUUCAUAAGGUGGAUGUUCCUUUUGAAAGACCUAUGCGUGAUGAACUCUAAAGUUCUUUUCUUGACCCCGUGUCUGUCAUGGCUCUUAAGCUAUAUAUGUCAAUGUCAUGCAAUAUCAUAUAAUCAAUUUUUUUCUUCA
Messenger RNA from Corylus avellana, 1136 nucleotides. NCBI's taxonomy places the organism in Eukaryota, Viridiplantae, Streptophyta, Magnoliopsida, Fagales, Betulaceae. The record is from RefSeq and is a predicted model, not a curated record.